AUGUACAGAAAUCAAUAUGAUUCAGAUAUCACAACAUUCAGUCCAUCGGGACGUAUUCAUCAGAUAGAGUAUGCUAUGGAGGCAGUGAAGCAAGGUAGUGCUGCUGUUGCACUCAAGUCGAAACAGUACGCAGUGUUGGUAUCACUCAAGAGAUCCAGUUCAGAGUUGGGUUCAUAUCAAAAGAAAAUAUUUGUCGUCGACGAUCACAUUGGUAUUGCCAUCUCUGGUUUGACCGCUGACGCCAGAGUCCUCUGUAACUAUAUGAGAAACGAAUGUGCAAACUAUAAAUACGUCUACGAAUCAGAUAUGAGAGUUGAACGUUUAGUUACAAAAGUUGCUGAUAAAUCACAAGUUCAUACUCAAAGAUAUGGUAGAAGACCAUAUGGUGUUGGUUUAUUAGUUGCUGGAUACGAUCAAACCGGAGCUCAUAUUUAUCAAACAUGUCCAUCAGGUAACUUUUAUUCAUAUAAAUCUAUUUCGAUUGGUGCAAGAUCACAAUCGGCCAAGACCUAUCUUGAGAAGCACUUUGAAGCAUUCGAAGGAUGUUCAUUACAAGAAUUGAUUGUACACGGUUUGCGUGCACUCAGAGAAACCAUUCCAAACAGUGACACUGGUCUAACUUCAAAGAACGUUUCAAUCGGUAUAGUUGGUCACGAUCAACCUUUUAAGAUCAUCGAAGAUGAACAUACUGCUCCAUACGUAACUAUCAUUCAUCCAUAUCGUCAUAUCCUUGAAAUGAUUGAUGAUGAACAAGCAGAACCAAUGCAAACAAAUUAG
This is a messenger RNA of Heterostelium album PN500, 777 nucleotides long. RefSeq names its product proteasome subunit alpha (gene psmA1). NCBI's taxonomy places the organism in Eukaryota, Evosea, Eumycetozoa, Acytosteliales, Acytosteliaceae. The coding region runs from base 1 to 777 and encodes 258 amino acids. Gene Ontology annotation, cellular component: nucleus; proteasome core complex; proteasome core complex, alpha-subunit complex. The transcript is spliced from 4 exons. The record is from RefSeq and is a predicted model, not a curated record. Gene Ontology annotation, biological process: ubiquitin-dependent protein catabolic process.